Messenger RNA from Juglans regia (Persian walnut), 1399 nucleotides. RefSeq names its product succinate dehydrogenase [ubiquinone] iron-sulfur subunit 2, mitochondrial-like. Lineage: Eukaryota; Viridiplantae; Streptophyta; Magnoliopsida; Fagales; Juglandaceae. The transcript has 2 exons. Gene Ontology annotation, biological process: aerobic respiration; respiratory electron transport chain; tricarboxylic acid cycle. The coding region runs from base 323 to 1156 and encodes 277 amino acids. Gene Ontology annotation, cellular component: mitochondrion. Gene Ontology annotation, molecular function: 2 iron, 2 sulfur cluster binding; electron transfer activity. The record is from RefSeq and is a predicted model, not a curated record.
UGGGUGCCGUGUGCAUCUUUUCCUUAGGUUUAUAGUUGUAUCGGUGACAAUUAAGAAUCAAAAUGACUGCUCCACGAGCAAACCACGAUACCGAUAACAACCAACGGCUUAAAACCCUCCACGUAACGCACAUUAUUAACUCUCGCAGUGUCUCCAAAUUGACCCUGCAUUCUUAAAACCGUUCUUUCCUAUAAAUAAAACCCAUUUUGGUCCCCAAGUCCCUUUGUGACGUUAUUCCACCAAGCCCAAACGAAAAAGACCAACCGAUAAAUUCGGAGUCGCUCGUCUCGCUCUCUCUAUCUGGGACUGAAGAAAGGCAGUAAUGGCGACGAGUCUGUUCAGGAGGGCAGUAUCUAGGGUUUCGACGGCGAGAUUCGUGCUGGCUCGGGCCCAUGCGAGCGAGGCUCAGGCGCAGCAGGUGGAGCCGAAGGCACGCUCCGCCGCGACUCUCAAGACCUUCUCAAUCUACCGGUGGAAUCCAGACAGCCCAUCGAAGCCGGAGCUCCAGGAGUACAAGAUCGACCUGAAAGAGUGCGGUCCCAUGGUCCUCGACGCCCUCAUCAAGAUCAAGAAUGAGUUCGACCCCACCCUCACCUUCCGCCGAUCGUGCCGAGAAGGCAUCUGCGGUUCCUGCGCAAUGAACAUCGACGGCUGCAACGGACUCGCCUGCCUCACUAAGAUCCCGUCGGCCGGAUCCAACACCACGAUCACGCCACUGCCACACAUGUUCGUGAUUAAGGACCUGGUGGUGGACAUGACCAACUUCUACAACCAAUAUAAGAGCAUCGAGCCCUGGCUUAAGAGGAAGACCCCGGCGUCCGUUCCGGGGAAGGAGAUACUGCAGAGCAAGAAGGAUAGGGCCAAGCUGGAUGGGAUGUACGAGUGCAUUCUCUGCGCCUGCUGUAGCACAUCCUGCCCCAGUUACUGGUGGAACCCCGAGUCUUAUCUGGGACCCGCAGCUUUGCUCCAUGCCAAUCGGUGGAUAAGUGAUAGUCGAGAUGAAUAUACAAAGGAAAGGCUGGAGGCUAUAAAUGAUGAGUUCAAGCUCUACCGCUGCCAUACCAUACUCAACUGUGCCCGUGCCUGUCCGAAGGGCUUGAACCCUGGAAAACAGAUCACCCAUAUCAAGCAGCUCCAACUUACUGGUGGCAAAUGAGUUUCUAGCGUCCUCUAGCACUAGCUGCAAUCCUGCUGAUGUGCAUUUCCCGUUGUUCUGGGAUAAUUUUGAUGACCCAUGAAACUGUGUAUUGAGUUAAUAACGCGAAGUAUCGAAUGUAUUAUCCCAUUUGUACCUACAGAAUUUGCGAAUCAAAUUGUGUUAGUCUUUUGCUUUCGAAUAAAGUUUAAUGGAACUCCUGGGUCCACCUGGAGCUGUGAUCAGAGGUUUAUUGAAUUUGUC